GGUUCUGUUAAAGCACGGCGCAGGCAUUGUUGACGCAUAUUGGUUUUGGCAAGAUCCACCGUCCAUGGUGGCCGGAGCUGCUUCAACGAAUCCACCAUUAAACUCUCCUUCCACUUCCAUUUCCUAUUCUCAUUCAUCGUCGCAGACAUAGAUGAUGAAGUUGUUCACGUUACAGUCUCACACUUCAUAUUCACAUUCACAUUCACAUGGUCUUUCUCUUCAAUGUCAAUGCCAUCCCCAACCCUCAAACCCUCCAACCUCUGCAUCGUCAAGCCCCUCCUCUCCAACUCCUCCCUCUCCGACGCCGUUUCAUCUCUCGACCUGUUGCGCCUCAAGGGCAUUCGCUUACCCUCUCACAUUCUCGCCACCCUCCUGCGCCACUGCUCCAAAACCAGGUCUUACAAAGAGGGCAAGUUGAUUCACCUCCACUUGAAGCUCACCGGCUUCAAACGCCCCCCAACGCUUCUCGCCAACCACUUGAUCUCCAUGUACUUCACCUGCGGCGAUUUUGCUCAGGCACGCAAGGUGUUCGACAAAAUGGAGGACAAAAAUUUGUACACUUGGAACAAUAUGCUUUCUGGGUAUGCUAAAUUGGGCAUGAUGAAGCAAGCUAGGAGCUUCUUUUACCAAAUGCCUCACAAGGAUUAUGUAUCUUGGAAUUCGAUGGUUGUUGGGUAUGCCCACAGUGGUAGGUUUGCUGAGGCUUUGAGAUUAUAUCGGCAGUUCAGGAGACUGAAUGUGGGGUAUAAUCAGUUUAGCUUUGCCAGUGUCUUGAUUGUUUCUGUAAAGUUGAAGGAUUUUGAACUUUGUAGGCAGAUACACGGGCAGGUUUUACUUGUUGGGUUUUCAUCUAAUGUGGUUAUAUCCAGCUUAAUUGUUGAUGCUUAUGCCAAGUGCGGGAAGACGGAAGAUGCGAGGAGAUUGUUUGAUGACAUGCCUGUGAAGGAUGUUCGUGCGUGGACGACAUUAGUUUCGGGUUAUGCUGCGUGGGGGGACAUGGAAUUGGGUGCUGAAUUGUUUAGUCAGAUGCCCAAGAACAAUUCCUGUUCCUGGACAUAUUUGAUUAGGGGUUACGUUAGAAAUGGUAUGGGUCACAAAGCACUUGGAGUGUUUAGAGAGAUGAUCAAGCAUCAAGUUAGACCCGAUCAAUUUACAUUCAGUACUUGCCUCUCUGCUUGUGCCACUAUUGCUUCACUGAAGCAUGGUAAACAAAUACAUUCAUUUUUGGUGCAAAAUAACAUCAAACCUAAUACUAUUGUCGUUUGUGCUAUUAUUGACAUGUAUUCGAAAUGUGGAAGCUUGGAAACUGCCAGGCGAGUAUUUGAUUUCAUUGGAAAUAAGCAGUACGUAGUGUUGUGGAACACGAUGAUAUCAGCACUGGCUCACUAUGGCUAUGGUAUUGAAGCAAUUAUGAUGCUAAAUAAUAUGCUAAGAUCAGGAGUGAAGCCAAACAGGGGCACUUUUGUUGCCAUUUUAAAUGCUUGUAGUCAUUCAGGUCUUGUCCAGGAAGGGCUUCAGUUAUUCAAGUCCAUGAUUACUGAGCAUGGUGUCGUCCCUGACCAAGAACAUUAUGCAUGCUUAACUGAUCUUUUGGGUCGAGCUGGAUGUUUUAACGAAUCAGUGAAGGAUCGGCAGAUGAUGGAUUAUAAGCCAGGUGACCAUGUUUGGAAUUCUUUGAUGGGUGUAUGUAGAAUGCAUGGAAAAGAAGUAGCUGUAUUCCUUAUUAAAUUGCAGCCACAAUCCUCUGCUGCCUACGAAUUACUUUCAAGUAUAUAUGCUGCACUUGGGAAACCGGAAUUGGUUGAGAAAAUAAGACAUAUCUUGGAGGAGAAACAAGUGGGAAAACAUCAGGCCAUUAGUUGGAUUGAAAUUGAUAAUAAGGUUCACUUCACCGCCUUAGAUGUGUCACACCAUCUGAAGGAAACGACAUACUCAGCUUUGAGGCACUUAAGUAACCCCAUGGAAAACCGUGCCCCAUUACCUAACUUUGGAAUGUGAUAGUUGGAGGUUUUUUCUCCAGUAGAUCAUUUUUGUAGAGAGCAGGAAUUUAUUUUCAAUUUACUAAGUCAUUAUUUAGUUUUUUCUUUUUCA
Messenger RNA from Cajanus cajan (pigeon pea), 2091 nucleotides. Its product is annotated as pentatricopeptide repeat-containing protein At2g21090-like. Gene Ontology annotation, biological process: RNA modification. Gene Ontology annotation, molecular function: protein binding; RNA binding. Lineage: Eukaryota; Viridiplantae; Streptophyta; Magnoliopsida; Fabales; Fabaceae. The record is from RefSeq and is a predicted model, not a curated record.